CGAGGAAAGAAUAUCAGUUAUAGCACUGAUACCAGAUGUGGACAUAACAAUCUCGGCUACAGAUCAGUGUGUGAUCCAAAAGAUAAAGAAGCUUGUUGCAAAGAUAAUAAGUGUCAAGAUAUCCCAAUAAAAGAAUGCACAUGCCCAACUUGUUUUGAUGAACGCUCUCGGAUAUAUCCUGAAUUUUACAAAUGGACGCCACAUAGGAUUAACAUGCGCAAUAACAUUUCAGGUGUGGACAUAUGCAAUGGUCUACGACGUUUGAAUGUGUCAUCAAUGAUUACAAUAGGCGAUUCUUUGAUAAGAUCAUUGACUGAAAGCUUUUGGAGACGAGUUUACAGAGGGCCCGUGACACAUUUACUAUAUAAUCACUCUUCUAAAGAUCUUAUCCGGAGUUGCCGCCCAAAUGCAAGAAAUUGGGGAUUCCGAACUUGUUGGUUAAGGAGUUAUGUACAGGGCUGCAAUGGAAUCAAGUUUUUCUAUUACACAGUUAAUGGUAUAAAAAAUGUAUCGAAAGAAGUGAGACCUUUGAAGGAGAAAUUAAGAGCAUUGAAGAAGGAACAUCCGGGUCACAUGCUUGUCAUGGCGGAUGUUGGACUCCACACUAAUCUCAAUACGCAGAUGGUGUCACACUACUUGGAAGAACUGCUUGACGUUGCAAAAGACCUUGGCGAUACACACAUCAUCUACAUGACCCCGUAUAUUCCGGGACUGCAUAAAUCGCCAGCGCAUGAAAAACAAACCAAGGAAAAGACGUUAAACUUUGCUACGUUUUUUCGAACAUUUACAAAAAGUAUGAAUAUAUCUUUCCUUGAUGCGAAUGAGUUGGUAAAGAAUCUCAUCAGCUGGGACGGCACACAUUAUUCGAAUGGACUGAAUGCGGCAAUGGUAGAUGUUAUAUCGAGCUACAUCAUUAAAGACUUAUGAGCACUCGACAUGUACUCGGGAGGUUGUUGUGGGAUCGGCUCCUAUCAAGGUGGAGUGACAUUUUCACACCAGUCCUUAGCGUAUCCUAUGUUUCAAAUUAUAUUAAUUGUUCAGAAAAUAAUUCACAAUUUAAAAUAUAUUUAAAG
Messenger RNA from Owenia fusiformis, 1073 nucleotides. NCBI's taxonomy places the organism in Eukaryota, Metazoa, Annelida, Polychaeta, Sabellida, Oweniidae. The record is from the annotation of a GenBank genome assembly.